AAGAUAAGUCAAGAACAAGAACACAAGCAAAAAAUAACGAUAUAUACAAAAGUGUGAGCCGAUACAAAGGCGUUCAACCUUACGCCCACUGGACUGGACCCGCCAAAACUCACACCAACUGCAGGCAAAGCACCACAUAAGCCAUGAGUCAGCUGCAGCCCCCUGAGGAAUUCCCCUUCCCCUUCCCUCCCUACAACAUACAGACAGACUUCAUGAGGAAGCUCUUCUCUGUGCUGGAGGAAGGACAGCUGGGGAUCUUUGAGAGUCCUACUGGCACGGGAAAGUCACUGAGUCUUAUUUGUGGGGCGCUGACCUGGCUCAAGCAACAUGCUGACCAUCACAAAGCUGAGCUCAUCAGGAAGAUAGAGGAGAGUAAGAGCACACAAGAUGAUGACGGUCCAGACUGGUUCACUGCUGCCACCAAAAGGAUAGAAAGCAAGGAGGAGGCCAGAAGGUGCCAAGAGCAGCUGCAACUACUGGAGAAGCAGGAGGAAAGAAUUUGUGCCUUGAGGAAGGGCACCAAAGCUGUCAAGAAUAAAAAGAUACAGAAUCUCAACAAUGAGUUUGAUGAACUCUUCCGUGACUUGCACCACGUUCAGGAAGACCUUCGCCGGGAACUGAAUGCAGUUAAUGGUGAAGAUACAUUACCCUCCGAGGAACAAACAUUACUGCUAGAUGAAUACAACAGUGAUGAUGAUGAUGAUGGAGAAGAAAGGCGAGAAGGAGAACAAGAACAAGACCAAGGCUGCUUAAAGAUCUUCUACUGCAGCCGGACACACUCACAGCUCUCACAGUUUGUGCGAGAGAUUCAGAAGACAGUAUAUGGAGAGGAGGCGAGGGUAGUGUCCUUAGCCUCCCGUCAAAAUCUGUGUGUGAAUGAAGCUGUCAACAAACUGAGCAACAUCUCUCUUAUGAAUGACAGGUGUGUGGAGCUGCGGAAAGGCAAGAAGGGCAAGACCACCAAGCAGACUCAAGAUGGCACAUCUGUCAAGAAAAAACGUACCACCUCAGGUUGUCCUUAUUACCAACACACUGCUGUAGAGGAACUGGCAGACCAGGUGCUGCUGGAGGUGCAGGACAUUGAGCAGUUGGUUGGUCUAGGCAGGAAGAUGAACAGCUGCCCUUACUAUGCUACCAGGGCUGCCAUCAGGGAUGCUCAGGUUGUGGUGCUGCCGUACAACACGCUGCUUCACCGCCGCACCAGGGAGUCUUACGGGAUCAACCUAAGUGGCAAUGUGGUGGUGGUGGACGAGGCGCACAACCUCCUCGAGACCAUCUCCAACAUUCACUCGGUGUUUGUUUCCCUGCGCCAGCUUCAAGGAGCACAUGCCCAGCUGAGCCAGUACCUGCAGCGCUACUCCAGCCGACUCUCACCCACAAAUCUCCUAUACCUCAAGCAGAUCCUUUUUUUCAUGCACGCCAUUAUCAAAAUGUUGGGCGGAGGAUCCAAGCGUGUGGUAGCAAGUGGUGCCUCAUCAGUGACUCCUGGCUCCAGGAUGCUGCUGGUGUACAACUUCCUUGCCGAGACAUUCACUGAUAACCUCAACCUAUUCAAAUUGGUGCAAUAUAUUGAGAAAAGCAAGAUUGCCCACAAGCUGCACUCCUUCAGUCAGCACUUUGAGGGGUCGGUGAAGAUCAACAAGCCGAGUCACAAGGCUCCUGUUACGUCACCAACAUCCUCCACAUCCUCCUUUCUAGCCAAGCUCUCAGCCAGCAAACAAACACCAGCCAAACAAACACAGGCUAAAUCCAAAGAGAAUGUCAAGCCAGAGAUGACAAAGACUAAGGAACAGCAGCAGGAGGAGGAAGGAGAGGAGGUGGUAAUGGGGUCUCCGCUGAUGCAGGUGACAGAGCUCCUGAGGGCCCUGCAGCACCCGACUGCUGAUGGCAGAGUGCUGGUGACAGUUGGCUCCCAGCCACGUCAUUCUUCCAUUAAAUACCUGCUUCUCAAUCCUGCCUCUCACUUCCAGGACAUUGUGACCCAGUGCAGGUCGGUGGUGGUGGCAGGAGGCACCAUGCAACCCAUUAGCGAGUUCAAGAACCAACUGUUUCUCUCGGCUGGGGGAGAAGAAAGCCGAGUGCAGUAUUUCUCCUGUGGUCAUGUGGUCCCUGCCAAACAGCUGCUCCCUGUUACCCUCCCUCAGGGACCCACUGGCCAGAUCCUUGACUUUACCUACCACAAUAGGACUGACCCUAAAGUGCUUGAUGAACUUGGCCGAGUAUUGGUGAAUGUGUGCACCGUGGUGCCAGGCGGGGUGGUGUGCUUCCUGCCCUCCUAUGACUAUGAAGACAAGUUGCAAGCCCACUUCACAUCCUCAGGUAUUCUGACAAGACUAUCAGCGAAAAAAAAGGUCUUCUGGGAGCCCAGGAAAGCAAAUCAGCUGGAUGCCGUUCUGAGUGACUAUGCCAAAACCAUCAAGCUGACGGCCUCCAACACAUCAGGCAUGAGUGGCAGCUUGUUGCUCAGUGUUGUGGGUGGCAAGAUGAGUGAAGGCAUCAACUUCAGUGAUGAGUUGGGCCGGUGUGUGGUGAUGGUGGGCCUGCCCUACCCCAACACACACUCCCCAGAACUGAAGGAAAAGAUGCUUUACCUUAACAAGAAUGUGUCUGCAGGGCAGGAUGGGAAGGCAUCAGGCUCAGUGUUCUAUGAGAACCUUUGCUUCAAGGCUGUCAACCAGUCCAUUGGGCGAGCAAUACGACACAAGCAGGACUAUGCCAGCAUCCUCCUACUGGACCACCGCUACAGCCGGCCAGCCUCCAUACAGGCUCUGCCAGGCUGGAUCUCCAAGCAUCUGCGUGUCACCACAAAGUUUCCAGAAGCUUUUGGUCUUCUAAGAAAGUUCUUUGUAGAAAAGAGAGCAGAAGGGACAGUGUCUUGAUAGCUGCUUGCUGCCUACAUUUUAGAUGAAAAAUAAAUAUAUGCUUUUUUUUACAUUUUAUCAAAAUAAACUUGACAAUCACUAAAA
Molecule: messenger RNA, 2966 nt
Organism: Portunus trituberculatus (swimming crab)
Lineage: Eukaryota; Metazoa; Arthropoda; Malacostraca; Decapoda; Portunidae
Product: ATP-dependent DNA helicase DDX11-like
Exons: 21
Coding region: 144-2879 (911 amino acids)
Biological process (GO): establishment of sister chromatid cohesion; nucleobase-containing compound metabolic process
Cellular component (GO): nucleus
Molecular function (GO): hydrolase activity, acting on acid anhydrides, in phosphorus-containing anhydrides; ATP binding; DNA helicase activity
Source: RefSeq, a predicted model, not a curated record